AAAAAUGAAUCGAGAUAAGAUGCGAGUCAUCUCACCCAACCCAUUAUCAUUCGUUGCUAAUGCAAUGGCUCGCCUAUUGUCCUUCAUCUAAUUUUGAGUUGGUUGAUCAUCUUCCUCAUUUCUCAAAAUCACCAUUAGUUCAUCUUCUCAGGAGAGAGAAGAGAAAUGGAAGUGAGCAUGGCAGCUCACUCCCCUCUCAUACAUUCCAAUUUCACGACUACCCCACUUUAUUCACUUCCCACCAACUUCAAAUUGAAGUCAUGCAAGAAUCAGUCUUUGAGAAUCUUAUGCGACCGUUCCUGUUUUGAAGUUAGGAAACUCUGUUAUAAGCCACCUGGCACUCAGCUUAAUAUUCUGAAUGACGUAAGCUUUUGUCUUCCACAAAAAAGUUUUGGCUUAAUCUUUGGACGGAGUGGGAGUGGGAAAACAACAUUACUGCAGGUUUUAAUAAAUUUAUUGCUACUUGCUGGACUUAACAAACCAACUUCAGGUUCCAUCAUUCUUCAAAGAUAUGGAGAGGAUGGAUCUCCAAAUCAGCCUCCUGAGUCAUUACCACCACAGCGAGUUGGUAAAGUUUUCCAGUUUCCUGAAAGAUACUUUCUGGCCGAUACUCUGUUGGAGGAGGUAACAUUUGCCUGGCCUAAGCAAAAGGGAGGUCUUCAAAUAAGGGAACAGCUUGCUUCGAAUCUUGCACGAGCUCUAAAUUGGGUUGGUUUGGAUGGUGUGCCCUUUGAUAAAGAUCCCCAAUCCCUUAGUGGUGGAUACAAGCGACGGCUUGCUCUUGCCAUUCAAUUAACUCAAGUUCCAGAGCUGUUGAUACUAGAUGAGCCCCUAGCUGGUCUUGAUUGGAAAGCACGGGCAGAUGUGGCUAAACUACUGAAGCAUCUGAAGAAGGAGUUGACUCUACUUGUUGUCAGCCAUGAUCUUAAAGAGCUAGCGCCCCUUGUUGAUCGAUCAUGGAGGAUGGAAGGUGGUGGGGUUCUGAAAGAGGAGCUUCCACCAUUAUGAAAUUAAUUCUAAACAUUGUUGCUCUGAUUUAGAUCUGAUGUCAGCAUUUUUAUGUCUUAGACUUGGCAGUAAGCAAUACAUAAGUAAAUGACUAUUUUAUUUGAGGAAUGGUCUAUGAAUUGUCUUAAAAGAUUUAUGAAAUGAAUAUCAGCAGUUGGAACUUACUAA
Chenopodium quinoa (quinoa) is the source of this 1176-nucleotide messenger RNA. Its product is annotated as ABC transporter I family member 11, chloroplastic-like. The coding region runs from base 166 to 1008 and encodes 280 amino acids. The transcript is spliced from 10 exons. Gene Ontology annotation, biological process: transmembrane transport. Gene Ontology annotation, molecular function: ATP binding; ATP hydrolysis activity; ATPase-coupled transmembrane transporter activity. Gene Ontology annotation, cellular component: chloroplast envelope; membrane. The record is from RefSeq and is a predicted model, not a curated record. NCBI's taxonomy places the organism in Eukaryota, Viridiplantae, Streptophyta, Magnoliopsida, Caryophyllales, Amaranthaceae.